AGGAGGUACUGUUACGCAAUGGUGCGCAUUUGGAAAGGUGUAGCAGCAGUAGUCAGUCGCGGAUCACCCGCUGAAUCAUGUUCUGACUCCUCGGAGUUUUCCAUAACUCUUCCCUGCCAACCAAGUUCAUUUUUCUGCUUGUUAAUUGUACCUCUGCUUCGCUGACAUCUGUGGCACUAGUGCAGGAACGGCUUUCUCGAACAAAAUGGCACAUUUAGUAGGAUUUCCGAGUUGAGAGCGUCCACCAGUUAAAACUCUAAAUGCAUCAGUGUUUCGACUGAGAUGUUCUCCUGAGUUAAAGGCUACUUCUUCUUGAAGACAUAUCUGAGAGUUCCUCACCUGACAACACAAUGGCUUCAAAUAUAAUUGUGGAACAGCAGUUCUCUCACAAAUUCACAGUGACAGUUGUUCGAGCUGAGAACGUCACCAAAGGAGCGCUGGGUGACCUGUUGGAUACUCCAGAUCCGUAUGUAGAGCUGUUCAUCCGGACGGCCCCAGAGAGCAGGAAGAAGACCAAGCACAUAGACAACGACAUCAACCCAAGAUGGAAUGAGACCUUUAAUUUCAUAUUAGACCCAAACCAGCAGAAUGUCCUGGAGAUAACAUUAAUGGAUGCCAAUUAUGUGAUGGACGAGACACUCGGGACAGCAUCCUUCAACAUCACAAAGCUUAAAUUGGGCCAGAAAAAAAUGGAGACUUUCCUUAUCGGCAAAGCAACCAAAGUACACUUAGAGAUGACACUGGAGAUCUGUACAAACCUGGACCUGAGGUUCAGCCUGGCUCUCUGUGAUAAAGAGAAGCAGUUCAGGCAAACCCGAAGAGAAAGAGUGAUGCUCGGCAUUAAAAAGCUGCUAGACAUGGAGAAGCCUCGCUUCCUCCCCAGCUCCCCAGAGGAGGUGCCCGUGAUUGCCAUAGCAGGUUCAGGGGGUGGUUUCCGUGCCAUGGUCGGCUUCUCUGGGGUGAUGAAGGCCCUGUUUGAAUCUGGGGUCUUAGACUGUGCCACUUACAUUGCUGGCCUUUCUGGAUCGACAUGGUACAUGUCUACUCUGUACUCCCACCCCGACUUUCCAAAUAAAGGACCAAAGGACAUCAACAAGGAGCUGAUGAUAAGAGUUAGCAGCAACCCACUGAGGCUUUUGCUGCCUCAGCACAUCACCAACUACAUCCAGGCUCUGUGGACCAAGAAGGCCUCAGGCCAGCCUGUUACCUUUACUGAUAUCUUCGGUAUGCUCAUAGGAGAGACGCUAAUACCUGCGAGGAUGGAUACCAAGCUAAGUGAGAUCCAGGAGAAGAUAAACCAGUCCCAGAGUCCUCUUCCUCUCUUCACAUGUCUGCAUGUCAAGCCAGAUGUCUCUGAGCUUAUGUUUGCGGACUGGGUAGAGUUCAGCCCGUAUGAAAUUGGGAUGGCAAAGUACGGCACUUUUAUGACGCCUGACUUGUUUGGAAGCAAGUUCUUCAUGGGAACCGUUGUGAAGAAAUAUAAAGAAAACCCUCUUCAUUUUCUGAUGGGCGUGUGGGGAAGUGCCUUCUCGAUCCUGUUUAACAGAGUGCUGGGAGUCAAGGACACAGCUGGUGGCAGCACCAUGGAGGAGGAGUUAGAGCAGAUCAAGCCCCAGCAUAUCGUUGGAGAAGACUGUCUGGACGAUGAUGAGCCACGCAAAGGUGGGACAGAAAACCAGGAGGCAGAGGAGGAGUUUCAUCGUACUGCUCAAGCCAGCUGGGUUCAACGAAUGUUCACCUCACUCUUCAGUGACUCUGCCUUGUUCAAUACAAGAGAGGGUCGGGCUGGGAAGGUGCAUAACUUCAUGCUGGGCCUGAACCUGAACACCAAUAUUCCAUUCUCUCCAGUAAAUGAGGUCUCAUACCAUGCCACACCUGAAGACGAAGUGGAUGCUGUCACAGAUCCAGAUGAAUUUGAUCGUAUUUAUGAGCCUUUGGACGUGAAGAGUAAGAAGAUCCAUGUUGUGGACAGUGGCCUGACCUACAACCUUCCUUACCCUCUCAUCCUGCGGCCACAGCGUGGUGUAGACCUAAUCAUCUCCUUUGACUUUUCUGCUCGACCAAGUGACUCCAGCCCUCCAUUCAAGGAGCUACUGUUAGCAGAAAAGUGGGCCAGAAUGAACAAGCUUCCAUUCCCCAAGAUCGACCCCAAGGUCUUUGACCGUGAGGGUCUGAAAGAAUGCUACGUCUUCAAACCAAGAAAAGGUGAAAAGAACUGCCCGACUGUGAUUCACUUUGUCCUGGUCAACAUCAACUUUAGGCAAUUCAAAGCACCUGGAGUUCCCAGGGAAACUGAGAUGGAUAAGGAAUUGGCAGAUUUUGACAUCUUUGAUGACCCUGAGUCACCAUUCUCCACUUUCAACUUCCAGUACUCCAACAAGGCAUUCACCCAACUUCAUGACCUCAUGGAGUUCAACACUCUCAACAACCUUGAGGUCAUUAAAGAAGCCAUCAAGGACUGCAUCGUGUCACGGAAGGAGAAUCCCUCGAGCCUCUCCCGUCCCUUCUCCCUCAGCGAGAUCCCGAAAAAGUCUCUUAAAAGAGAUUCUCACUCAAAACCCUUGAAUAAUCUGGAAAAGGACCAACAGUAGCCUGAAACUCAGACUUUGGACAAGCAGACGUUUUGUUGAUGGAGCUUAAAAGUUAAGCAUUUUAUUUUCCAAGAUGCUCAUCUUCUGAUUGCUGUAUACUUUUAAUUAUGCUGGUUCAUGUCUAAUAGAGGUAUUUUGUAAAGAAAUUUAACUGAUCAAAGGUUUGGGGUUACAUUUACAUUAAAAACAGCUUAUUGACCCGAAACAGCUGAUAGUCACCUCACCUAUGGGUGAGAAAACAGGAUGUUGAUGAUUUACACUCCAGUACAACUGGAUUAUUAUCUCUACCAUCAGACAGCACAAUGAGUCCUUUCUACUGCUCUUUCUCUUCCAAGAAUCCCAAACCAUGACAUAUAAGUUAUUUGCAUUUGAAAGAUAUGUCCUCUUCAAACCCAUGUACUUAUUCAUUUAGUUUUAUUGCAUCACAUGAAUUUUCUUUUUCAGUUCCAACAUUCCCAAUUGAUGUUGAUGCUCUUGACUGUAGUUCACUUUCCCUAGAGUCAAGCCAUACUUGCAUUUUCCAUGACUUUGUGUGCAGCCGUGUUGUUUGUAAAUUUGCUUCACUGAAUUCACUGUUAGACGCUUCAACUGUGCUCUACCUGUAAGUAAGCUGAACAUUCAAACUACAGAGCAUGCAAAUAAACAGAGACGAGGAGCUCAUAAUUUUUGGGUAUGUUUGAUGGCAACUCCUAAGCACGCCAAAAGCACCCCCUCUGGAUGCCUAAAACAUCUGAAUGAUGUUUACCAGCUUACAGGGAGGGAAAACGGAGUGCUAUUCCAAGAGGAGUGUCUCAUUAAAUCUACCAUUUUGGAAAAAUAGAAGUUGAUGCUAUGGAAACAGCCUUGCUUCUUCUGUUUCUUUAUCUCUCUUUGCACGAAGACAACAUUACAUUUAUUUUUCUAUCUAUAUUUUUUCAGGGUGCGUUUCAGACAGAGAAAGUUUAAUUUUCCAAUUUUCCAUGGCUAAUUCUUUACCCAGCAAAUACAAUUUCACUGUCAGACCUUUUGAUCAUUAAGUAGAUUGAAGGCCAGGCUGAGUAACAUGUGUUCACAAGACCUGACAUCGUGACUCUCAGCAACACUGUGGAAUUUUUUACUACACCUACACUUGCAGCAGUAAAAUCCUGGAAUCUGACACACUAGUCCUCUACCUGCAGAGGCCUGAAAGCUGCACACAGAGCUGUGGAAUUUUACACUGAAGCACUUCCGAGCACUGUAUGCUCAUGUUUCAAGCCAGUUUGUCUUUGUUGUGUAUGUGUAUACUGGUGUUGUUAUAUGUUUUGCAGCACUCACUUAUGUGUGCUUUAAAGGUUUCAAUUUGACAUUUUGGGUAAAAUCAUUCCUUGAUUUUGAAAUGUAGAUUUGCAUAAGGAGUUCAAGCGCUUUCUUAUGUCUGUACAUUACAUUCAUGUGAGUUACCAACAAAAACAAAAAUUACAAUGUAAAAAAUAUCAAAUUUUGCCUGAAGUUUUAAUUAUGUGAUGAGCAUAAAAGACAGUUUUCUUUACUCCUUUUUGUUAUCUUUACAGAGUACUGAGGGAAAUUCCUGAUUCUUCUAGCCAAAAUGCUUGUGUAAAAGAGAAUUUAUUAUCAAAAGACCUGUUUUCCUGUUAGAGAUGUAAUACAAAGAAAUUUAGACUAUUAAUGUCACUCAGUGUUCCACUGUGUUCAGCAAUUUUCACUUCAUCUGCCUGCUGUGUUGUGUUCUUUUUUUCUUUUGAACAUCUGUCUGGGGUGGGUGGUAUCUAGUGCACUAGAGCCAUUAGAGUGAAACAGAAUGGUUGGUUUCACUGCGCAAAAUGAAACUUAAGGAAAAGCUGGGAAAAAAAUCCAGAGAGAACUGCAGAAUUUGAGAUAAUUCUCAGUAGUUUAAUCACAACAACUUUUCUAACUGUCAUCUUGUUUACACACUGUUAACAGACAGUAGUCACCGCUGGCUACAGCGCAGCUAUGCAGCAGAGGGAUGUUUUAAUAUUUGUGUUUUUAGAUUCUCUUAAGAAUUAUUGGUUUUUACUUAUGGUUGUGAGGCAGGAAGGUGGGCAGUGAGAGUGCAGAUGACAGACUGGAACUCUGUCUCCAUACAAACAGGUUUUAGUGUAGGGACGUACUUUUUGUUAAGGUUAUUCUUAUGAACGUGAAUAAAUAAAUCUCUUAAUAGUCAACAGGGUUUUACUAACAACAAAACAAAUAUUGAUUAUUUGUGUCUGCUUUUCUUUUUCAUUACCAAGUCAAGAGUGGUAGCCACUUUGAUUUUUAUGUUUGAUUUUAUGAACAGUGAUCAGUGUUUACAUGUAACCAGAUAAAAAAAAGUCAGUUUUGGGGAUUUGAUGUGUGAACACAAACAUUCCUGUUAUCAUUAACUUUAUUAUAACUGGCAAAGCAUGGUGUUCUUAUUUUAUAUGUUAAAGGAAUAUAAUAAUAAAAGAGAGAAUUGUA
Messenger RNA from Melanotaenia boesemani (Boeseman's rainbowfish), 5027 nucleotides. It is a transcript of the gene pla2g4ab, whose product is annotated as phospholipase A2, group IVAb (cytosolic, calcium-dependent). The record is from RefSeq and is a predicted model, not a curated record. Gene Ontology annotation, molecular function: calcium-dependent phospholipid binding; calcium ion binding. NCBI's taxonomy places the organism in Eukaryota, Metazoa, Chordata, Actinopteri, Atheriniformes, Melanotaeniidae. Gene Ontology annotation, cellular component: Golgi apparatus; nucleus; endoplasmic reticulum. Gene Ontology annotation, biological process: glycerophospholipid catabolic process. Bases 351 to 2591 code for a protein of 746 amino acids. The transcript has 19 exons.